UACUUUUUGUACUCCUCCUCUCCUGCAUCUCGCCUUUUGUUUAUUCACUUUGUGCGUUGACGCUCCGCACAGGAAGGCCUUCCGUGUCCCUUCAAUGUAUUUUUUCACCCAGCUCCAAAAAUACAGUUUGGACUUUGCCUUCCCUCGUGAAGUAUCUCGUCUCGAUUGAGCCACCUCACUGAUUGUUAUCUGCAUUUGGUUAAGAGUCCAGACACGCCACUCUGCUCCCUGCAUGCAUCCCACUGCAGUAAAGCCCCCCCCCCCCCUCCGCCCCGUCUGCACACGACAUCACUGUGAUUGCUCCUCAACGUCUGUGAGGAGCUGUUCUGGAGUCAGGCCUCUUGUACAGUAUGAACAUAAGCAUGUGGCUCAGCCAUGACUGUGGAAAAAAAAAAGAAAAAAAUUCCAGGGAGGGACAAGGACGGGCUUUUGUGGAGGGGAGGAGCUUGCCGUGGAAACUGCCCUGCCAUUGGCCGGGGGACGUGCUCUGCAUGCCAGCAAGAGUCUGUCUGAUUGGCUGGAGCCGUGCAGUGAGCACAGCAGCUGCAGUUGUGAAAAACUGCACACCCCCCCUUUCUCUCUCUCUGCCAUGUCUCCCUCUUUUUCUACUUCUUCUCCCUUCACACUAAUGACUGUCUGGGAAUCAUCAGUGUGGACCACACACGUGCCCGGCCAGGUUCCACUUCAAGGGCACGGCUUUCUGUAAAGGCACGUUGUAGCCUGAUUCAUUUCAAGUUGGUCAAUUACUUUCUGCUCCGUGGAGCUCAGGGGAGUCGAAGCGACGUCUCCGUCCUGCCUGCAAUCUCCCCUCCAUCCCGUCUCCCUCUCCCUCUCUUGUAUCACUUAAUCAAGACAUAGCUUGCCCUUUCCUGUUCAUUGCCGCCUCCCUCCCUCCCGUGUGCUCUGUUCCGCUAUUUGUUUGCCCUCGCUUUAUUCUCUUUUCCCUUUCCUUGCUCCCGCCUCGUGGUCCUCGUCUCCCUCCGUUCAAACGAGCUCCACGCAAGGACAUGCAGAAGAGAGGCGGGUGAGGAGGAUGACAACAGAAGCAUCUGCAACGGCGAGGAAGGGAUGAAAAAGAGACUGAAAUAAGAGAAGGAAGUGGAACUCCAAAGUGCCUGCUGCGAGGGGGUCGCGUGCCGCUGUUAAUCUGCCGGAUGAGAGCAGGGCUCGGCGUGUGUUCGGCCUUGAACGGAGGCUUUAUUUCAUCCUGACGGCCACCGAGUCAUCCUUCCCACGCCGCCCAGCCGCAGUCGCCACAUCGGCCCCCGAGCCGAGCCGCUGCAAGGACGCCACCCUCUGGAAGGCUUAAUUUUCAAACGUAACCACGGCGACUGCCCCAGCCGCCGGCGAUGUUGCCGUGAAGCCGAAAGGGCGACUCGCGGGCGGACGUCGGUCGAUCCAUCAAAAGGCCUCUGACGCUCGGUGUCAAUGCGCCCGGACUGAUGUCCUCACAGAUCGCUGCAUCGUCACCUCUGAUGGCCGUCAGCAUGACCAUGGGACGGGACACCAAAUGGCUGACCCUGGAAGUGUGUCGCGAGUUUCAGAGGGGCACCUGCUCGCGGUCGGAUGGCGAGUGCAAGUUCGCUCACCCCUCCCGGAGCUGCCACGUGGAGAACGGCCGAGUCAUCGCGUGCUUCGACUCGCUCAAGGGGCGCUGCACCCGGGAGAACUGUAAAUACCUGCACCCACCGCCACACCUGAAAACCCAGCUGGAGAUCAACGGGAGGAACAACCUGAUCCAGCAGAAGGCCACUGCAGCCAUGUUGGCUCAGCAGAUGCAGUUCAUGCUGCCCGGAACGCAGUUGCAGCCUAUUACAACAUUCCCAGUGUCGCCCUCCCUGGCAACGUGCCCCAGUAUGGCGUUCAGUCCAUAUCUGAGCCACAUGGGCCCAGGCAUGGGCUUGAUGCCUGAGUUGCUGCCCAGCACUCCCCUGCUGGUCCCUGGGAGUCCCACCGGCCUGGCUGCCAUGGGCAACGGCACCUCCGGCCAAAAACAUGUGCGCACAGACAAGCUGGAGGUUUGUCGAGAGUUCCAGCGCGGCAAUUGCACGCGGGGCGAGAGCGACUGCCGCUACGCUCACCCUCUGGAGGCCGGCAUGGUGGACUGCAGCGAGAACUCGGUCAUCGUCUGCAUGGACUACAUCAAGGGCCGCUGCAGCCGAGACAAGUGCAAGUACUUCCACCCGCCGGCUCACCUGCAGGCCAGGAUCAAGGCGGCACAGCACCAAGCGAGUCACAGCACAGCGUCGGGCUUGGUUCUCCCUCCGGGCGCCAUGCAGCCGACACCAAAGAGGCCGAUCUUGGAGAAGAGCAACGGAGCCGCCGCCGCCGUCUUCAACCCCAGCAUGUUCCACUACCAGCAGGCGCUGGCCAACAUGCAGCUCCAUCAGCCAGCCUUCAUCUCCACUGUAGACCCCUCCGAGCUUCUGACUCCUGACCCGGUGGAGCUCCAGUGCGUUCCCAUGGAAACCCAUUUCUGUCCUGUCCCCAAACUGCUGGUGGCCGCGCCGGUGAACCUUAACCCAGUAAGCCUUUCCCGAAACCCCAGUUAGAGCCCCCCAAAACCCGUGCGCACCCAGCAGGGCGGUCAUCUUUUCGGAAAGCAGCAAAAAAUGUGCCUCGCCUGCAGCGCACGUCCAACGAGUGUGAAAAGGUUCUGAAACGCAGGAAAGCUGCGAUGGUUCGCGCAAUGCAAGCUUUAAAGAAGCCCCCCCAUGCCCCCCCCCCCUGAAGCAUUAUUGACGUGCUCUGUUCGUACAGCCAUACAUGCCCACACCUUAAGAGAGAAGAAGACAUAGUGCGCACACACGUGGGAGAAAACAUGCCCUUCAUGGGAUGGAGCCAUCUCGUGACCCGACACUUUUGACUCUUCGACGGUCAGAAACUCUGCUGACAAACUUAUUCUGGAGAUUGAGACCAUUCGAGCUGCAAAAAAAAAACAAAAAAAAACGGACCCUGCCGCUGGUCUCCAGCCAGUGAAAGAGGGUUUUCACACCGCGUCACGUUCACGUCUCGGGAUGGCUAUAAAUGGGACAUUUGUGUUGUACCAUGUGAUGCUGUUUGUCCUCACCGUCUCAUCUGGCGCCAACGAGUUGUUCAUUUGUUUGUGCCUUUUUGAUUUGUCUGUUCGGCUGCAGAGGAGACUUACUUUCACCAAUGAUUUUAAAACAGUGAAAGCAUACUUUUUCUUUUCUUUUUUUCAAUUAAAGGCGAUAGCCGUUGUUGUAUACAUUUAUCAAAUAAGAAAAUGUAGGAAUUCCAUUUGCCACAUAAUUUGAAUUCCCCGGUUUCACUGUCCGUAUCUGGUACUGACGGAAUGAUACGUGGAAAUUGUGAAUCCAACAAAAUGAAAGAAAUACAAACCGGUGGAUUGAUAUAAAACAAUCACUUGUGCUCUAGAUGGGCCGAGCAGAGAGAUUUCUAAGAAUCCGGCUUUUCAUUUUGGAUUCAAAGUGCCACAAAACCGUUUGAAUUUGAGUGAGGCAGCAUCCUUAGUGUCUAAUGACCAACAAGGAAGGUUUUGUUUGUCUGGUUUCCUCCGUGAUUUGAUGUCAAAACGUGGCGUUAAAGGAUGACAAUCUACAAGUAGCCCUCACGUCCUCGGCAUCCACCACUAACCGAGACACCGUGUGUUCGUUCAAGUCACCUGAAGUCAUAGAACAGACGAAAUGAUGUUUCAGAGAAUCGGCACAAGAUGGGAGCUGGAUUUGUGUCCUGAAGUUGUGCCUGAAGUUUGCGUGUGCCAGCUGCUGGUUGGUAUCUGCUAGGAGCUACCCCAUGUAAUGCAAUAUUUUAAAAAAAUUUUUAAAAAAGGAUACGUGUUCCUCUCAAACUCAGAGAUGUAUUUUAAAAAGGCCAUUUGUUUGUGUAGUUCUCUCCCUUCGUGCGGCUGGAGCAGGUGGCACAAGAUUUUGAUGCGUUUUUUGAUGGCUCUUCAGGGAGUAAGCUUAGAACUUGAAAAUGUCCCGUCUGACUUUAUAACGUCUCGUCUUUUCUACUGAUGUGUCCUUUAUAUCGAACGUAGUAGGACCGUGAAUAUUGCAUCCGCAGCUGUUAUAACCAGAAUUUAGUUAUGGCGAUUUAUAAAUAAAUCACCUGUUGGAUGUCUAAUGUAUUAUAAAAAAAAGAAGAAGAAAAGAAAAAGUAAGACAAACCGGUUGGACUUUGGUUCUCGAAUGACUGCGAGGAAUCACGUAUAUCCAAAUUCAAAUGUGCCUCUUUUAAGUCUCCUCAAAACCACCACUGUCAAUACACUGUAAGGACAGACUGAAAGGAAGAAGUGUCGCUCGGUUCGUCCCGUCUCUCUCUCCUCGUUUCUUCUCUUGUGGAGAGCUGUGCCGUCUCAUUGUUUGUGUAGAGAAGUAGAUCCGUGACCUGGGUGUGUUGAAAAAGAAGAUGAAUCACAUAUUUGGUUAGUUGCAAAUGAUGCAGAAAUUACAGCAUUUCCCACUGAACAUUAUUCAUUUCAAAUGAUGUUAUCGUGUCGUGAAUGUAUCUAUCGCAAAAACUCUUCACAUGCUCUUUUAAAAAACAGGCAUGUUGAAUUGUAAUUCACUAUAUAUAGACUAUUUCUGAGGUCACAUACAGUAGGUACCGUGCUGAUAAGUGUGUUAAGACAUUAUUCAAGUAUGCGUAUUGUUAUAUAGAUUUAUAUUUAAUGUCAAUGGAUGGUGUGAGUACUUUAAAAAUAUCUUUCACUCUCUGAAAAGGAAGAGCAGAACAGUACUUUUCAAAGGACAGAUUUCCUGAUAAUCAGUUGUUGUACCACCCCCCCCACUUCCCCUCCUUUUGAAGUACCCAAAAUGCAUCUAUAAAUAACGGUAUAAUCACGGAGCAAAAUUGAGAAAAUCAGCAUGCAACCCUUUUGUUUAAGAUGUAUUUUUUUCUUUGCACAAUGACCAUCCAGUAGAGUCUGCUAGUCAGCGAGUAUUUAAUCCCACUCCGGCUUCCCACCCGUUAACAUUGACAACUGUGUUGAUGAGGCAGGGGCUCGGGCCGGAGGGAGGGGGGGGGGGGGGGGGGGGGGGUGGUGAGUGUGAUCGACCUUGGCUCGGUGUGGGCGAGUGACCUCUGGGAGCCUUCGUGUCCGUGUUUUAAACAUGACGCUUUGUACUGGGAGCCAUUUCGUUUACCGUAAAGAUUAGGAACGAACAAACCAGAUAACACUACAACAUGUGACCGUGUACUAAAUGAAUCUGACUGUCUCCUGGUUCAAGGUCCACAUUUACUGCAGAGAUGUGAGAUUGACAUAAAUCAUCUAACCGUCUAAAAGAAAGGAACAACUUACUUUAAAUCUACGUGACGGAUCGAGCGCUUGGAGCGUACAUCUGUAAAGAAAUUUACGUUAUUUGCACCAAAAAUUACUUCUCCUUUUAAGUUGUCUCUUUGUUAUUGAUUGUUAUUGAGUCUUUUCUCCUCCUCGAUGAAGUUGAUGAUUUGAAUGUUCAGACAAUUUAAUUUGUCUUAAUCUUACAGCUUUUAAAGACAAGCUUUGUCCAGCCAAGAACACCCCUCCAUGCAGCCUUUGUCUCCUCCCUCCUUCACUUCAUCAUGCCUUCACUAACUAAUGUCCAGCUGGAAAAAAAACAAACAGAUACUUGAUUAAUAAACUGUGCCUCUUGAGGGCAUUUGAAUAUUUAAAUACAUUAUGACGGAUGUAUUGAUGUACAAGCGUGUGGCACGAAAAAAAAAAUGUUUUAACCCCAUUUCCCUUUCUUCUUCUCUUGUACUUGAUUUCCUUUAGGCCUCACUGUAUUUCUCCCAUACAGCCAUGAAUCAUAACACUGGAAUAUGCAAAACGCUCUGAUCAUUGUGGCCAGUGACCAGAUCCUUUAGCAUGUGGACAGUUUAAGUCCUGAGCAAACUUCUUUUUGCCAGGGCACAAACAAAGGGCCUUAUUUCUAGAUCACUGUAUAAAGAUGUGAUACUUGUGUAUGAAAGUGACAUGUAAUAUUGGUAAGUUAAGCUUUUUUUUAACUGACAUAAAAAACAGCAUGGAAUUUAAAAAGAAACAUAGUUUUUACAUAGUUAAUAGUUUGUGUAGACCAACAAGGAAAAUAUAUAAUGUGAACAUAAUUUGUAUACAAUGAUGGAGUCAUUGUUAAUGGUAAUGGUCACUGUUGCUGUGGCAACAAAAUGACAACAUGGCUACCUUUCUAUUACCGUAAUUGUGAUUUUCCUUUUUUUCACAUUAAUUAAAACAACAUACAUCACUAACUUAUUUAAAAAGGGAAUGUCUAAUUAGUUUGUCUUGUUAAUGCGACGUGAUUCAACAUUUUUUAUGAAAAACUCAAAUCCUUGUAAUACCGAAUGGUCCUUGGGGGAGAUCAGGGGUUUAUUUUGUUUUGUUUAGUCGACCCUCAGUGUUUUUUGUCCUUGUACAUUGAGUUUUUGUGAAAUAAGAAUGAACUUUGGCUUUUAAGGCCAACACCUAUCUGUCAGGAAGGAAAAGAGACUUGUGGACUAAUUGAAAGAUCUUUUUCUUUAAAAAUCAAACGAGUCAGCAGCCCCCGCCGGUCGCCUCUUUCCGACCGGACGGCCCUCGCUCGGUUUUCUCCGAAUGGAGGCUGUGGCUUCACUAUCGAGGUUUCUAAUUUUCAGUUUUGGUCGAGGAUGUGGUUCAGAAGUCUCUUUGUGCCCAGCUGUGCUGGGUGAUGUUGAUCCUUGCUGAGGUGUAUACGAAUGUGUGAUGUUCACCUUGUUUGCACUUAUGUACAUAACUAUGUCAAAAUACUCAAAAUUUAUUUUGAAUAAAAUAUAGAUAAAAGAGUUGAUUAAAAAUCAAAUCAAUUUAUUGUUAAUGAUACAAGUGUCUAUCAUUUAUUUACAGCUUAAAAAGAUUGCUCUGAAGGCUCGGCCCUUCUGUUUGUUUGCCAGAGCCCUGUUCUUUGCCAAGCAUGACAUUGCCUUGCUGUAAACCACAGAGAGUUUGCUUUAAUAACGCUUCUUUUCAGUUGACCAACUGUAAUAUCUGACCCUGACAUUGAACAAGAGAAAAGUUGAUUAGAAUAAGUGGUCAGUUUGGUUUCGUCCACCAGUACUAACCUUGUCCUCUCUUUCCAGAAAUGCACCAAAUUAAAGCGCAGAGUGUCUCCAUGUGCGCGCUGAAUAGAAGCCGGUUAGAGAAGUGAAGCAGGUGAUCCGUUUUGACUACAGAGGGACACGUGUGAGAGAUGUAUUCACGGGAUUAACUUUGCUUUCAUCAUUUUGUAAAAUGGGUUUAUUUUCUCCCUCAAUGUCAUUAUCCAAAACAACAAUAAAUCAGAAUUCUCCUCAGGAUAUUUGUCAAAAUUGCAAAAAAAACUGGUUUUCUAACGUUAUUCUUGCUGCAGCAGCUACAUCCGUACGCAACUGUGUUAUUGCAGAUUUGGACACCUGCUAUUGAAGCCAGCGAUUUUGUUGCCAUGGCACUUGUCCUGGUGGGGGAUUGACUGAGUCAUCCCGGCAAGUCGGUUCCUCUGACCCCACAUGUGGAGUGGACUUAACGUACUGUGUAUUUUCGGACACAAACAAGUGAAUAAGAUUGUGAUUUUGUUUUUGAAAAUGAUUUAAUGUCAUUAUUUAAAACAAAUUAAGUUGUAAUUGUGCCUUUAUCAUGCAAAAUGUAGUUUUUAUUUUACAUUCUACAUUAGUAUUGACUUAAAAGAACACAUGUAUUGUGUGUAAAACAGAUCCCUUUAUUUAAAAUUCUUUGUCGGGUUGGUGAUUCUUUAUUAAAUUGGAUUAAAGUGCAGACUGAAUGGCAACCCAUGGAAGAUGAAGAGGGCCAAAGACUGUUCAGGACUAAGCCAUAUGUAAUACUCUCUCUUGUCCCUCGUGGACAGACUUGAAAGUGACUGCUGUUUCUUAGUUGUCUGUUGUUUCACUCUGUUUUAUGCUUGUGGUGCUUGUAUGUGCUGCUGGCUUCAUGCCAAUUUGUUUUGCAGUGUACGGCUAUUAGGAGUAAGUUAUUGUGCCUAUGAUGAGUUCUGCUAUUUCUGUUUGACCUUUAAUAAAACACAUGAUCGUGA
Pungitius pungitius (ninespine stickleback) is the source of this 8009-nucleotide messenger RNA. RefSeq names its product muscleblind-like splicing regulator 3 (gene mbnl3). Gene Ontology annotation, cellular component: nucleus. NCBI's taxonomy places the organism in Eukaryota, Metazoa, Chordata, Actinopteri, Perciformes, Gasterosteidae. Gene Ontology annotation, biological process: regulation of RNA splicing. The transcript is spliced from 8 exons. The record is from RefSeq and is a predicted model, not a curated record. The coding region runs from base 1443 to 2552 and encodes 369 amino acids. Gene Ontology annotation, molecular function: metal ion binding; RNA binding.